AUGCCUCGGUAUGCGCAGCUCGUCAUGGGCCCCGCAGGCAGCGGGAAGAGCACCUACUGCGCCACCAUGGUCCAACACUGCGAGGCCCUCAAUCGAUCUGUCCAGGUUGUGAACCUGGAUCCAGCCGCAGAGCACUUCAGCUACUCGGUGAUGGCUGACAUCCGCGAGCUGAUCGAGGUGGACGAUGUGAUGGAGGAUGACUCCCUGCGGUUCGGUCCCAAUGGAGGGUUGGUGUUCUGCAUGGAGUACUUUGCCAGCAAUUUUGACUGGCUGGAGAACUGUCUGGGCCAUGCCGAGGACGACUACAUCCUGUUCGACUGUCCAGGUCAGAUUGAGUUGUACACACACCUGCCUGUGAUGAAGCAGCUCGUUCAGCAUCUUCAACAGUGGGAGUUCCGAGUCUGUGGGCUGAGCGCAAUGGUCUCUCUAGAAAUUCCACAAGUGAACAUCAUAACAAAAAUGGAUCUGCUGAACAAGAAAGCGAAGAAGGAGAUUGAGAAGUUUCUGGAUCCAGAUGUAUAUUCUUUGUUAAAGGAUUCUACAGGUGACUUAAGAAGCAAAAAGUUAAAGAAACUGACCAAAGCUAUAUGUGGACUGAUUGACGACUACAGCAUGGUGCGCUUCCUGCCGUUCGAUCAGUCUGACGAGGAGAGCAUGAACAUUGUCCUGCAGCAUAUUGAUUUUGCCAUUCAGUACGGAGAAGACUUGGAAUUCAGAGAACCAGAGGAACAAGAGUCAUCUUCUAUGAUGGAUAUUUUCAGGAACACCAUAGUGAGUGAAGAUGUUACUGAAGAGCACCUGGGUGCCACGGAACGUUGUUCUCGUCACGAGAUGCUGUAG
Molecule: messenger RNA, 840 nt
Organism: Elephantulus edwardii (Cape elephant shrew)
Lineage: Eukaryota; Metazoa; Chordata; Mammalia; Macroscelidea; Macroscelididae
Gene: GPN3
Product: GPN-loop GTPase 3
Exons: 8
Coding region: 1-840 (279 amino acids)
Molecular function (GO): GTPase activity
Source: RefSeq, a predicted model, not a curated record